GGCGACCAUGUUGAUUUAAAGGAAUAAGAAACACAAUAGAGGCGAUUAAUUUCAAGUAAAAUUCAAUAAUUGAAGCGAAUUGUGAAGAAAGUGGCUGAUAAACCGCAUACUGAGUAUACCUUGUAAAAUAGCAGAGAAGCUAAGGUGACAAGGUUUGAGUUGUUGGCUGACUUAGUGGAGGCAGAGAGUUUCUCAAGGACACACUUGCACAGCACACACCGACCUGAAGACCUGUGGUGUCAGGGGAGAGGGGGUCAAACACCAGGAGGAGAAAGGAAACGCACACUGAGGACUCAAAGGGGUGGAAAGCUUUUCAGCUUUGGACUGUAUAACCCCCUUGUAUGAUUACCGAUUUCAGGAUCAAGUUUUUUUUUUCUUGUGUGGAUCGACAAAUAUCUGCACAGUGGAAGUAAGCAGAGAGCAUUACAAACUAUAUGAUUUUUUGGGGGAAAACCUGUACAAAGUUGGACAUCCUAUUUCUACAAGGACAAGGAUAUUGAGCAACUCUUAUGGACUCGAAGUGAAAACAGGAAAUAUUGUUCAAUUUAGAAACAGAAGUUUGAUUAUUGAUAUAAGAUUAUUUUGAAGAAACUGUUCCCCAAGUUCAGAUUGCCUUAGUUGUUCUAUUUCAGGACUUAACCGCUUUGAUACUUGGUCACAUAUAAUUUUCUAUACUGUGAGCAAGUAUAUUCAUGCAUAUGAAUGCAAAUUUCUCUUCAUUUUGAAGAGCUCUUGUGUAAAAACAUUAUUUUUUUUGUUGUUCCUGUACGUCAGUCACUCUGUUGUUGAAGGGGACCGAACUGCACGUACAUGUGUAUAUGUAAAUACUAUCAAUUGACUCCUGUUGUGAAAGCUUUGGACUUAAAAAGAAUAGAGAAUAUUGUUUGUUAAUGCUUAUUAAACUUUUUUACUUUUGAAGAGAAUUUUUAAAAAGAAAAACCUAAGAGGCAAAAAUCUAAGACUUUAAGGACAAAAAAAAGAAAAGAAAAGAAAGGAAAAAAUGGCAACGGCCAGAACAGAAAAUGUUGGCCCAGUCGUCAUGGGACUGAACAAGCAGAACGGGCAGCUCAAAGGACAGACCAAACCAGCUCCAGUCCAGCCAGCACCCACAGCUACAGGAAAGGCUUUGGGUGUGCCGCAGAUAGCAGGUGCUGCCCCUCAGGAUGGAGGAGGCAUCAAGUUUGGCGAUGACUGGAAAAAGAGCCUAAAGCUCCCCCCCAAAGACAACAGGGUCAAAACCUCAGAUGUGACGUCCACUAAGGGAAAUGAAUUUGAAGAUUACUGUCUCAAAAGAGAACUCCUGAUGGGAAUCUUUGAGAUGGGUUGGGAAAAACCUUCCCCUAUUCAAGAGGAAAGUAUUCCCAUCGCCCUGUCUGGACGGGACAUCUUGGCUCGGGCCAAGAAUGGAACAGGGAAAAGUGGCGCCUAUCUCAUCCCGCUGCUGGAGAGAAUAGACCUGAAAAAAGACCACAUACAGGCACUUGUCUUGGUGCCCACCCGUGAGCUGGCCCUGCAGGUCAGCCAGAUCUCCAUCCAGAUCAGCAAACACCUGGGAGGAGUCAAAGUCAUGGCAACCACAGGGGGCACCAACCUGCGAGAUGACAUCAUGCGUCUUGACGAGACCGUGCAUGUUGUCAUCGCCACACCUGGUAGGAUCCUGGACCUGAUUAAAAAGGGAGUUGCAAAGGUGGACAGAGUCCAGAUGAUGGUGAUGGAUGAGGCCGAUAAGCUGCUCUCUCAGGACUUUGUGGUGCUUGUCGAGGAUAUCAUCAGCUUUCUGGCCAAAAACAGGCAAAUCCUGCUCUACUCUGCAACCUUCCCCAUCAGCGUGCAGAAGUUCAUGGCUAAGCACCUUCAGAAGCCCUAUGAGAUAAACCUGAUGGAGGAGCUGACUCUGAAGGGCAUUACUCAGUACUACGCCUACGUCACAGAGAGGCAGAAAGUCCACUGCCUCAACACACUUUUCUCCAGGCUUCAGAUCAACCAGUCUAUUAUCUUCUGUAACUCCACUCAGAGGGUCGAGCUCUUGGCCAAGAAGAUCACUCAGCUGGGCUACUCCUGCUUCUACAUCCACGCCAAGAUGAUGCAGGAAUACAGAAACCGUGUGUUCCAUGACUUUAGAAAUGGGCUGUGCAGAAACCUGGUCUGCACUGAUCUUUUCACCAGAGGUAUUGACAUCCAGGCUGUCAAUGUUGUCAUCAACUUUGACUUCCCUAAGAAUGCUGAGACUUACCUCCAUCGUAUUGGAAGAUCAGGGAGGUUCGGCCACCUUGGUUUAGCCAUCAACCUGAUCACAUCAGAGGACCGCUUUAACCUGAAGGCCAUCGAGGACCAGCUGGUGACCGACAUCAAGCCCAUUCCGGGCAACAUCGAUAAGAGCCUCUACGUGGCCGAGUACCACUCGUCCGGCGCCGACUGUGACGUGGAGGAGGUGGAGGAAAAACCAGGACGCCAACAGGACAGCACCUAAACUAGGACUUUGGGACACACCGGGCUUUUGCACAGACAUCAGCGCUUGCACGCAGGCUUCAGGCAACUCUUCAGUUCCACAUUUCUCACUCAUUUUCAGAGCCUGUUAAAUGGAUGUAAAGGCUGCUUUUUUAUUUCAAACAUUUCCAUGAGCUAAUCCUCAAAAGGAGCUGCCUCUCUCGGUUUUGUUCAAAUUCAGAAAGUUAAACUUGAUUGUUUUGCACCCAACACAGAAAGGACCAAGCAUCCUGCUCCUGAGCUUAGUGUAUCUUAGUUAGACAGCAGUGUAACAUGUAUCAGAGCUGAUUUGAAGGUGUCCUCUUUGGAGGCAAUUUGUCUUUUCCAGCCGAGUGAUUGAGCUUUUUUUUUUUUUUUUUUUUUAAUGUUACAAUGGUGCACCUCCACCAGCCACCAUCCUGUCCACGUACACUGUUGUCGCCACUUAAGUGCCUUACUUACUCCCAUGUGCACUCAUCCAUCCAUCGCCUGCUGUCGUCUGUCAUGCAGCAGAGAACGAGCACAAAUUAUACGAAUUUAAUAGAAACCUGACUUUAUUUAAACACGUUAUGCAAAGGGAAUCCGCUCUCUCUUGUUGAGAUGUGCAGAAACACGGCUCGAAAUCCUUAAAAACCAUCCUGAAUGUGAACGUCGCAAUAAAAAAAGGGCAGCUUUAUUUAAAUACUGCGUGACUGUUUUUCCCUUUCACUAUGAAUAAAACAUGAGCAGAGUUAAUACAAACUGAAACACAAGCCCCUCUUCCUGCUCCCUUCAUUCUGAUUCAUGGAUGUUAGCCUGCAAACAGCCUCAUUUAGGCCGUCUUGCCUGCAGAUCGCUGCUGUCUGGAGGUUGUUUUACAUUAAAGAAAAAAUCACACUUGGCUGGUGAAAACUUUAAAAUGAUUGACUGCUGAAGCUGGAAGAUGAAAAGUUAGUUUCCUCUCCUGCACGCUGCAGGAGUAAUGCAUUAAAGGCGUCUUCAGAGCAGCUUUGGUAGAGAUGAUACACAUGCGUUUUUAGUAGGUAUAAGAGUUAAAUGUUCUUUGUCAUCGGUGCAAAACAAUAGUUUGAUUUUCUUUCUUUUCCUUUACAUUCAGUUGUUUUGUGGAAGUGCAAAGUAAUUCAUCACAGGAGCAAAAGUCUUUAGUUUCACACCCCAUCAUGACAAAACUGAAGUUGCUGAAUGUAUUAGAUGCCAUUGUGUUCUCUCUAAAGCCCAGUGGUUGAAAGCCAAGCUCUCACUAGUUUGUAUCGCUGCUGCUGCGUUUAAACUCCUCGUCAGACUUUAGUCAUUUAAUGAUUACAUGGUUUCAUGGACCACAAGAUAAUGGCACCCAGUCGACAAAAGGACCACAUUAUUAACACAUGACGUUUUCAUGCAGCAGCAGCGAUACCUUUAUGUUGUUUUUUUUCUGGGCACAGCUUUUUUUUUUCUUUUUUUAAUCUAACCAAUGUGAGGUUUAUCUUUUCUUGUAAGGGGUGGGCUCUGUGUUUGAAAGCAAAAAUUGUAGCAUCUUUGAACAGGCAGCUGUGAUUUCUUUAUUUUGUCCUCCCCUUACAGAGCGAUACAAAAAAAAAGACAUAAAAAAGAAAGUAUUUUUGCUUUUUAAGAUUUAUUUUUUUGUCAUUGGUUAAAAUUGGGGGGGGGGCUGUGAGGCUUUAGCACUGGGAAACUUGCGGAGAUUUAUUCGGGGUGGGUUUGCAGAAGCGGUGUGUUUCACCUGAUCCACUCUUUGAAUCUUUCCUUCUCUCUGGUACUUAAAAAAGAAAAAGCACUGAUUUCAAGCCUAAACUGCUCUCAGUCCUGUCUGCUUUAUGAUUUAAGUGCCAGAGAGAGCGUCGAGGUAAGCGGGAGUUUGUGGAGAGCAUUGAAGCACUGUGGUCUUCUUCAUGUUUCAUGUUUGUGCGACGGAUGAUCAAAAGUGCUGCGAUUCUUUUUUUUUUCUUUCUUUCUUUUUUUUUUUUUUUUCCCCCCAGACUUAAUCUGGGCAAUCUUUCUACGAGGUUUUCUGAAUCAUUUUGAAGAAACAGAAUUGUAAAUGAUUCAUUGUUUACAGUAGUCGUUUACAAUUAUGAAACAGCAACAAAAAAAAAUAAUUUGCUUCACAGGCGACAGAGGAGGAAUUUUAUUUCCCUUUAUUUUCAUGAAAAAGAUUUUUCAGGAUUUAAACUGAAGCAAAACCAAAAAAGGAGAAUGUACGAGCGUGUGAGAGAGAGGGAGGUGUGUGGGUGUGUGUAAGAGAGAGACAAACAAGCGACUAUUUGAACAAGGUAUGCAUGUUUGAGUGAGAGUAAUGUUUGAAGCUGUGACCGGAUGUUUUGCUGAGAAUCGUUACAUUUACAUGCAGCUACAACUUAAACCUAAUAUGUCAACUUGUAAUUUUUCCUCAAAGUGUCACGAUUACACAAUAGUUUGAGGAAAUUAACGCCCUUAAACAAAUGCAUAUAAUUAGUUUAAUAUUAAUGUUUUAGUUUCAGCCUCUUCCAGACAAAGUCUUUGCACAUCUUUCUUUAAAGUAUAUUUAUUAAUUUUACAAAUCCAAACAAAAUACAGUCCGCCAUAAAUUUUGGAUACAUUUUUUUCCAAAACAUAUCCAGAAUCAACAGGGUAACCUUUCCUCAUUACACAGUUUACAGUUAUUACUAUUGCAUCAAACUUCAACAUUAAAACAAAAAUGCAAAUGAGUAACUAUAAACAAUUAUAAAAUAUUGUUAGAUCAAAAAUCAAGCGAUACAAUGCAUGCAUACAAACAGACAGGCAUGAGGGGGAAAAUAAAAGGGGAAGUCCAAAACAUGUAAAAUGUCUAACCCUUGUUAAAAAUUGGUUGCCAAAUAGUAUAGAAAAGUCAGCAUAUUCUCCUGUAGUGUACCGAAUUUUCUCCAAAGUCAGACGGUGCAUGACUUCUCUGACCCAUGUGAUGCCCAACCCCUCCUGUUAGACCCAUCAAGUUUCUACUUUUCAAGACAAUUGUUAGAAUUAUCAGUUGAAAAUAAAAUGUUUGGUUGUAGUAGUACUUGGAUUAGUAAUGUGGAAAAGAUUAAUCUGUUUAAACCUAAAGCUGCAUAAAAAAAUCACCCUGUAAAAUUUAAGUAUGAUUUAAAACAACCUCUAUAAACGUUAGGGUUUUUUUUUUUUUACUGAAUAGGAUUUCAACAUUUACAAAAAUCUUUUUUUCGAUCUCAAUUGCUUAUAGACAGAAAUAAAA
Cheilinus undulatus (humphead wrasse) is the source of this 5671-nucleotide messenger RNA. RefSeq names its product probable ATP-dependent RNA helicase ddx6. Gene Ontology annotation, molecular function: ATP binding; mRNA binding; RNA helicase activity. Bases 1001 to 2470 code for a protein of 489 amino acids. Gene Ontology annotation, biological process: P-body assembly; cytoplasmic stress granule assembly. The transcript has 13 exons. Gene Ontology annotation, cellular component: cytoplasmic stress granule; P-body. The record is from RefSeq and is a predicted model, not a curated record. NCBI's taxonomy places the organism in Eukaryota, Metazoa, Chordata, Actinopteri, Labriformes, Labridae.